CGCCGGUCCCGCUGCCCGGAGAGCGCUAAUCUCCCUCCGGGGAGGCAGCGUUUAAAAGUUUCCGGUGAAAGCACGAGCCGGCUAUUUUCGUCGCUAAUCAUUAACCGCUCGUUAGAACGUCGCCGUUCGCGACGGCAGCGCCGAGCCCGGCGGGUCCCCGCGGAGCUGGACCGUUCCCGGCUCCCGAGGGAUGCCCCGGGGAGGGAGGCGGGGGAUCCGCGGGCGAGGAGCGCUGCUGGCGGGGCCCUUUGUUAUGCUAAUCCGGGCUGACAUCACGCCGCAUAUCAAAGCCGAGGGGCCCGCAUAUAAGGCGGCUCCGCGGGCCGCCCCGGCAGAGCAGCCCGGGCCCCGCCGCGCCCGCGCAGCCCCGCGGAGGUUGUUCAUCUCCAAGGAGGAACAACACCCAAACUAAAGGGAAAUACAUUGUGCAGAAAAUUAGGAAAACUCCUUUUUUUUUCCUCCUUCAGAGAAGCUGAUUUUCUUCAGGGACGGUGGAGAAAAUGAAGCCGAGUCCGCAAUUUUUCUUAGCUGGUUUUCUGUCUUUGAUUCUGCAAACAGGGAGUUGCUAUGGGAUAAAAUGGAUUGCUCUAUCCAAGACUCCUUCGGCUUUGGCCCUGAAUCAAACACAGCACUGCAAGCAGCUUGAAGGCUUGGUGGUUUCCCAGGUGCAGUUGUGCCGCAGCAACCUGGAGCUAAUGCAGACCAUCAUCCAGGCAGCACGGGAAGUGAUAAAGACCUGCCGUAAAACUUUCUCAGAUAUGCGGUGGAACUGCUCUUCCAUUGAGCUGGCUCCUAACUACCUGCUGGACUUAGAGAGAGGCACAAGGGAGUCAGCAUUUGUGUAUGCUCUUUCUGCUGCUGCCAUCAGCCACACCAUUGCCAGAGCCUGCACCACCGGGGACCUCCCUGGCUGUUCCUGUGGUCCCAUCCCAGGUGAGACACCUGGACCUGGGUAUCGAUGGGGAGGAUGUGCAGACAACCUCAACUAUGGUCUUAUCAUGGGGUCCAAAUUUUCAGAUGCUCCCAUGAAGAUGAAAAAAUCAGGAUCACAAGCCAAUAAACUGAUGCAUCUGCACAACAGUGAAGUAGGGAGACAGGUCUUGAAAGCCUCUCUUGAAAUGAAAUGUAAGUGCCAUGGAGUUUCUGGGUCAUGCUCUAUCAAGACCUGUUGGAAAGGCCUUCAAGAGCUGCAAGACAUUGCAUUGGACCUCAAAAACAAGUAUUUAUCAGCCACCAAAGUUGUUCACCGGCCCAUGGGUACACGCAAAUACCUCGUGCCAAAGGAUAUUGAUAUCAGGCCGGUUAAAGAGACAGAGCUGAUUUACCUGCAGAGCUCACCUGAUUUCUGCAUGAAGAAUGAGAAAGUGGGGUCGCAUGGAACCCAGGACAGGCAAUGCAACAAGACCUCUAAUGGGAGUGACAGCUGUGACUUGAUGUGUUGCGGCAGAGGCUACAACCCAUACAUGGACAAAGUGGUGGAACGAUGUCACUGCAAGUACCACUGGUGCUGUUACGUGACCUGUAAAAAGUGCGAGAGAACUGUCGAGAGAUAUGUUUGCAAGUGAAACCCCUCCUCUCUCUGCCCGGGAGCUGAGACGCCAGCGGCACCCCAGCACUAUUCAGAGAAGAGAAAACAUUUCCCUGACUAGACGUCAUUUAUCUUGUAAAGAUGCAGACUUGAAGAAAGAUGGUAGGAGGAAAAAAAGCAAUCACACAAGUAGAAAUAAGACCCUUAAAAAAAAAAUACCAACAACCCACAAACGUUUCCCCCAACCAAUAAAUGCUCUCUGAGAAGACAAAAUCUCAUUUGGGAUGGUAUCUUUUUCCAUAAGAUUUCCUGUGAUUGCUGAUGACACCCGGACAUCAAGUGCCUUAGUAUUUUGAGAAACAAAAGUAGAAGCUUUCCCUGGGGAAGAAAACCAACUGUUGUUUGAAAAUAACUAAGGCUCACAUCUGCCUGUCUUCUAGCACAGGUACUGAGUCUGUAUUAGGACCAUUCCAGAAGGGAAAAUGAUGCAACUUUCUGGCAAUAACUGCCCUUUUUUGCCAAACACUUAAUUUUUUAGCAUGGAAGCAUCAACUCCGGAUGAUAACAGUGGAAAGAUUUCAGGACAAUCCCCUGAAAUGAACAACUCAUUAUAACCUUUCUUUUAUACAGCUCUGCAACUUUGAAGCUGGAAAAACUGUCCGUAAUUUUUCUGCGCUAGAUGAGGUUUCACAUUCAGCUGUGCAAGAACCACCAUGAGAUCCCGGAGAUGGUGAAAGCAGGGGACCCUGAGAAGGACUGUAUGAGAUCCAUGGGAUCAUAGUGGAGCCAUUAGAAUAAAAUAACAAAGUAAAGUCAAAAUCCAGUGGUAAAAUAAAAAAAAAAAAACAGUUCCUGCUCUCUUUCUCUCUUGCCCUUUGAGUGUGAUGCCCUUAGUCACUGUUGUUCUGCCACGUUGGGCCAUCAAGUCAUUAGAGAAAUAUGGCACUGCCUCUUUCCCCCCCCUGCAAAACUAUUGGCCCAGCCCUAAGAGACUGCAGAACAGACCAGGUCAGGUGCCAGCUGUAGGGAGUGCAGCCAUGCAGGGCAAUAGCUGUUCCCGGCAGAAGGGGCUGGGAACGCAUCAGUCCUUCAUGCAGCCCUGCCCUGACGCAGCAGAGAACCACUAUCUGUGGCUGUACAUAUUUUCUUUUGUAUGCGGACAUACAGAAAUAUUUAUAAGAUAUAUCUCAUGCUUUCGCCUACUCUACUUCCUGCAUAAAUAUAUCUACGUAUUAUAAACAAGCAUUAACAAUAGUAUGAAAUAAAUGCUGAAGUUACUGGUGCAACAGCAAAAUGUUAUGUAUUAUUUUUCACUCUCCUACUUGGAAAGCAACCCUGCUUUCCCUCCCAAGGACAGGAGAAAAGCAUGGCUUGAGGCACUCACUGGUGUGGGAUAGAGAAGUUCCUUUAUUCCCUGUCUCCCCAGCCUCUUCAUUUAGAGCAGAAUUAGCCAAGAUGCAGUCAAGACAACAAAACAGAGCACUUGGAGAAAGGAAGAGUCACUGUUCUUGUUUUUCUUUUAAUAUCAGCAAUCAAUUUAAUCAGUAAAAAUUGCAGUGCCUCCAAGGACCUUAAUAGAAAAUGUGACUAAUAUCAAUCAUGAGUAGUUUGCUCCUGGCUCUUGCUGUUGCAGGAGUUGCUGUGAAGCAGAGAUUUUACCAUAGAUUAGGCUCCCUUUCUUUCUCUUUUGUUUUGCAAUGGGCAUCCAGCACUGUGACACUGUUAGGAAAGGUGAUACUGGAGGAGGAUACCUGCUCUAGGAGCAGAAGGCAGCAGAGCCUAUGAGGUCCUUCAGAUUGUUUUUGGGAACCUUGUUCCCUGACCAAAGUGCUGUAAGCAGACAGAAAAUCGCUCCUACACAAAUUGUGGAGGACAGUGGCACUUUCUUAGGGGGAAAUAUAUUCAUAAUAUCGCAGUCUUCCUCCACAUCUUUUUUUUUUUACCCACCCAGACACUUUCUGGGAGGCAACUGGCUCUGACAUGUCUCUCAGCACCCCAGGGGAGCUAGAGGAGAAACUGUUAUAGGCCAUAGGGAAAAAUUAGAGAAAUUUUGUACUCCUAAACUAUUUUGUUUUGCUUUAACAGGUUUGGCCUCCUUGCCUGCUUCCCUCCCCCAGCCACGAGUAAGCAAAAAGAGGCCUUUGGUAGUUUGUCAGUGGUUUGUGUUAUUGUCACCCCAUAAAAGCUUGUGGACUAAAACAUCUCUGCAGUGCAGUGUGAUGAGAGGUGGGUGUCUUCAGGCUGACAUGCAGACAGGCUGAUGGCACAAAUCCCACUGCUCUCCAAAGCCAAAAUUUUGCUUUGUUUGAUAAGUAAAGAAAUGGUCUACUUUCAUUCGUUUAAAGAACUCUAUUUUUAUUUAUAGUUUCUGAUGAAGCCAACAAGCCAGGGAUGUUCUGACCAAAGGAAAAUUUGAGCAUUUCAAUGCUAUUCUGUAAUGACUUUUUUUCUUGCUCCCUUGCUGAUGUCCUGAGUCUUUCUGCUUGGCAAAAAAAUAGUGAUAUGGAAGAAACGCUCUAUAUGUACAUUGUUUUCAGCUGCAUUUCACUUCUCCAGUGCAGACUCAUAUUCCUCAGCUGCUUUUCCCAUGUCAGAAGAAAUCAUAGCUUUGCAGAGCAUGAAGAGAUGGGAAUAAGCCUACCAGACAUCUGCAGGUUCCUUAGGUGGGAAAUGACCCCUCAGCAGAACUUUAGCCAUGGUGAACUUUUUUAGCCAUGAGAACUUUUCUCAUGGUAAGAGUCUGCCAUGGUGGUACCCAAUGUGUCUGCCUCUGCCCACAGCUGUCUGUCUGUUACUGAAGAUGCUGAACUGAAAUGUCUGCAAUGUCUGGAGGUUUGCAUUUUGGGGCAUCUAGGCUCAAAAUCUCUGCUGGCUUCUAGAUAAUCCAUCAUGAGCUUCAACUGAAUUUUUCUUCUCUGAGCUAAGAGUGUACACUGCCCCAGCCCAUAUCCUAGCCUGUUGGUCUGUGAAUUAACACUAUUACAUCAGUUUUGAUAUAACUCCUGCAUUUCAAAUUCCUUCUCCAGAGUGGAUGUGUUAGCACCCUGCAGCCUUUCUUGUUACACAAUCCCGUUUCAACCAGAAAAUUAGGGUCAUCUCUCUCCUGAUGAUCUGGCAUUUUCUAAUUUUUCAGAAAAUGACUUUCUAUGAGAGGGAGGCAGUGCUUUCUAUUUUCUUUUCCUUUUAAUACAAAUGAAGAAGAAAAAGAGAGUCUCUAACAUGGGACUGUACUGGUGGAACAGCUCAUGGUUCAUCUUGCACCUUGCAGCCUAGCUCUGAUGCUUUUCUCCUGGCAUCCGCAGCAAAGCACAGAAAGGCCAGAAGAAAGAACUGCCCUUACACUCAAUUGCAAUGCUCAGUGCAAGCGGAGUCCAAAAUGUAGCUGUCAAGUGAUUUUCUGUGCAUGUGUGGCCUGAAAGAUAUUUGGGACAACAUUUGUCACAAACCAGUUUUACAAAGAAAAUAUAUCUCUAAUGGUAGGGCAAGACCUUCAUGUACCAGUUUCCUUUGCUCCCCCAGCCCCUCAGUGACCAGCUUUGCUCUGAAACACUGAGAUCUUUCAUCUUCUGAAUGAAAUGACUUUAAUUAUUGUGAAUGUCUCUGUGGGGUGAUGCUACAGUUCCUUCUUUCAUAAUGUGCCCUGCCAGAUAUUAACAGCUGGUAUAAUUUGGCCCAGUUCCAUGGCCUACUACACAGUUCUGUUGAUUUACACUAGUUAGGAAAAUAUGGCUGUUUAAGUCCCAUAAAUAUUAUUAUUUUAAAAUAUUACACCAUUACCCCUGAGGGAAAAUGGCGAGCUAUCUUGAAAAGUAUUAUGUCGGUGGCUUUGUAGCAUUUAUUAAUUUGAAAAAAUAUCUGUGAUUUAAUAAAACAGUUUGGACUUAAUGCUAUUUCCAAAUCUGAGGAUUUAGACCUUGUGUGUAUCCAGCUGGCUUUGUAUUUUUUGAUUAAUUGUCCCCCAUCCUCCACCCCUUCCAGUUUUAUAUCAUUUAGGUUGCUCCCCGGGGUAGGCAAAUGACAUUCAUUAUAGAAAUCUCCCAUCAGUUGUUUAGUUUAGUUUGCAAAACAGAAAACAUCUUAAUCAUGCUAAAGCAGGUAGACCGUGAGUGUUUCGUAUGCAGCUACAAAAACCCUUGCUGAGAGAAAGGAGAGCAGGGAAAGGAAGCAAAACUCUGAAUACAAUUAUCACUUUCCUUUGUCAGGAAAGACACUAUAGACACUGUAAACUGUGUCACUGUAGACAACUAUCACUGCAGACAACCAUUAGGAUCCUGCAAGCAAGCUGGGCUUACAAUGCCCAGCUCUGCACUAUCCAGUUGGGGAAGAUGCAGUGAGGAGACUCUGUAGAUACUGUGGGAUGUGGGGAAUGAGGAAAAUUCAGCCCUGAGAUCAUUUGUCCUUAGUACCCUCACACCACCACAAAGGUUUGGCCCUCACAGCAUCAGGCAGAGCUUUGUGAGACACCGUUGCUGUGCUCCCAAGAGUCAAUUGGAGCCAGCACAGGCAUGACUUUGUCCUCUACACAUGGGAGAUAGAGCAGAAACAAGAUUUGGGAGAGGGAAAGAACAGGAAACUUAAAAUCCACCUGAGAUUAAUGACUUUAACAUGUACAACAUGUUUUGUUUUGUUUUGUUUUCCCCUCAGGGCCCAUUUCAUCAGUCAGACAGAGUUUGAUUAAAUAUCUCAGCAGAACCAUGGUUUAUUCAUCUAGGGCAAAAGUUACUGCCUGAUCAGGGAAGCAGCGUUAUCUUUGUUUUCUAAUUAUAAGAGCAACAAUAAUA
This is a messenger RNA of Cuculus canorus (common cuckoo), 6309 nucleotides long. RefSeq names its product Wnt family member 11 (gene WNT11). NCBI's taxonomy places the organism in Eukaryota, Metazoa, Chordata, Aves, Cuculiformes, Cuculidae. The transcript has 6 exons. Gene Ontology annotation, cellular component: extracellular region. Gene Ontology annotation, biological process: canonical Wnt signaling pathway; neuron differentiation; cell fate commitment. Gene Ontology annotation, molecular function: cytokine activity; frizzled binding. The record is from RefSeq and is a predicted model, not a curated record. Bases 501 to 1565 code for a protein of 354 amino acids.